AUGGGAGUUGUAGCGGUUUCCGAAGACACUAGAGAGGCACUUGAGAACUUCGCGGCAAAGCGCGGCGACCUGCAAGUGGACGCAGACAGCGUAAGCGAAGCCGCCCAGGAGCACAUUGCCCAGAUGUUCCAGAUGAUAGCGGCGUGCCACGAAUUCCAACGGGCAUACAACGCACUGGAUUCUUCAAGAUAUGCCCGGACUUUCGUGAUUGAACUGCGCUCAAGUUCAGACAGCCUCACGGAUCUCCGCGCCAAGAUGGAAGAGUACAUGAACAACGGCGCGCGGCUCGGCUGGCUGAUUGACCCUCUGGCAGACCCAAAGCUAGUGUACAUCUACCGGCCACAGGCUCAAGUCGAGGUUCUGGAAGACGCUAACUCGGUUUCAGGCGAGCCAGAACUGCCGGGCUUUACUUUGGACCUGACUCGCAUCUGGGACACCCCAACGUAG
Messenger RNA from Geodia barretti, 447 nucleotides. The record is from the annotation of a GenBank genome assembly. Lineage: Eukaryota; Metazoa; Porifera; Demospongiae; Tetractinellida; Geodiidae.